AUGAAUAUGAAUGACACCACUGAUAGUCGUACAAUGUCUUCUGUUUACCCAGUUUCAAAUUCCGAAAGAAAAUCAACCGUGCUACAAGAAACACCACACAAUAUAAUGAAUAGAUCACCAAGAGGAGACAAGAAGUUUGUCGGUGGUGGUGAACAAGAGAGUCGAAAAAGAGCAGCUGUAAGUCCUAUAAAGUCAAUAAAUGAACCAGUACGUCGAAAGUUAGAUAAAGAUGUUGGCAUAGAUUGGAAUGAUCAAGAACCUGCCAUGGUUGCUGAUGUUGCUGCUGAAUUGGAUUAUCAAAAUUGGUUAUUGGAAAGACGUUUAGAACAAACUAAAGAAAUAAGUGAAUUUCUAAUGAUGGAACGACAAUUCUCUAAACUAGAUUAG
Candida tropicalis MYA-3404 is the source of this 387-nucleotide messenger RNA. RefSeq lists its product as uncharacterized. The record is from RefSeq and is a predicted model, not a curated record. Lineage: Eukaryota; Fungi; Ascomycota; Pichiomycetes; Serinales; Debaryomycetaceae. The transcript has a single exon. The coding region runs from base 1 to 387 and encodes 128 amino acids.